This is a messenger RNA of Microcebus murinus (gray mouse lemur), 2301 nucleotides long. Lineage: Eukaryota; Metazoa; Chordata; Mammalia; Primates; Cheirogaleidae. The record is from RefSeq and is a predicted model, not a curated record.
UAGGAUUACAGGCGUGAGCCACAGCGCCCGGCCAAGCUUUGCGUUUUGAUGCAGCUGCUUUGAGUGUCACAGGCCGGAGAGUUCUGGAAGAAAUAGAAUCUGAACCCGGGAAAACCGUUAAGGAAACUCCGUCUCUAACUGCGUUUUAGGGUCUACUGGGCAGGGCCACCGUGCACUGCCAGAUUUUGGCUUUUCAUAGCCAGGUGUGUUCUAUAGCUCAUGCCUCUUGCACUCUUUGAUGGAGCUGUGCUUUUUUUUUUUUUUUUUUAAGUUUCUCCCUGCCAGCCGGCGCUGUUUCAUUUCCCCUCUGGCUUCCUCCUCUCUGUCAUCAAAACCCCCCAGCUGCCUCUUUUACCCGACAAACCGCAGCAGAAAUAAGUGCAAAGAAAACAAGUCGGCAGCCACCUGCUACCCGAGAAGAAGCACCCAGGUUCCUAAUGGAUCGGAUGCAUUCCAGGACAGCUGUCGCACUGGGACGUUUGGAAGGGUGCACCUGGUGAAGGAGAAGACCACCGAGCAUUUCUUUGCGCUCAAGGUGAUGAGCAUUCCCGACGUCAUCCGCUUGAAGCAGGAGCAGCAUGUGCACAAUGAGAAGUCCGUCCUGAAGGAAGUCAACCACCCCUUCCUCAUCAGGCUGUUCUGGACUGGCCACGACGAGCGGUUCCUGUACAUGCUGAUGGAGUUCGUGCCGGGCGGCGAGCUCUUCAGCUACCUGCGGAACAGGGGCCGCUUCACGGCGGCCACCGGGCUCUUCUACUCCGCGGAGAUCGUCUGCGCCAUCGAGUACCUGCACUCCAAGGAGAUCGUCUACAGGGACCUGAAGCCGGAGAACAUCCUGCUGGACAGAGAGGGCCACAUCAAGCUCACGGACUUCGGGUUCGCCAAGAAACUGGUGGACAGGACGUGGACCCUCUGCGGAACGCCCGAGUACCUGGCCCCGGAAGUCAUCCAGAGCAAGGGCCACGGAAGGGCCGUGGACUGGUGGGCCCUCGGCAUCCUGAUAUUCGAGAUGCUCUCGGGGUUCCCUCCGUUUUUUGAUGACAACCCAUUUGGCAUCUACCAGAAAAUUCUUGGAGGCAAAAUAGAUUUCCCCAGACAUCUGGACUUCAGUGUGAAAGACCUCAUUAAGAAACUGCUCGUUGUGGACAGGACCAAGCGGCUGGGAAACAUGAAGGCGUCCUUGGAGUUGCAUGAACACAGCUGUGUGCACCUUGACCCUGGACAUUGCAAUGCGGAGAGACCCAGGCAACCAGUGUGGGAGGCUAGAGCCACGUAGAUCUCUCAGGGCCCCCUGUGUGUGUCUGUAGGGGUUUCUUGUGGCUGCCAUAAGAAACUUAGGAAGUUAAAGCAACAGAGAGUCACCCUCUCCCAGUCCCGGAGCCCAGGAGUGUGGGACGCGGGAAUCUCAAGGCCGCGCUCCCUCCAUGGGCUCCAGGGGAGGCUCCUUCCCGCCUCUCCCGGCUCCCGGGGGCUCCAGGCGUCCCUGGGCUUGUGGCCGCAGCCUCACUCCCGUCUCUGCCUCCUCCGUCUGCCUCCACGUGGCUUCUCCUCCGCGUGUGCGUCUCCUCUGCCGUCUCUCACGAGGACACUUAUCAUUGCAUUUAGGGCCCUCCCUAGCGACUUCAUCUCCAAAUGGUAGUCAUUUAUCUUUAUCAAGUAUUAUGUACGGUACACAGUUGUGUGCGUGUACUUUUAUACAGCUGGCCGUGCAGUAGGUUUGUGUACACCAGCACCAUCACAGACACAUGAGGUAUGUGUUGCGCUAAGAUGCUAUGAUGUCUACAUGUCACUAGGCAAUAAGAAUUUUCCAGGUUCAUCAUAAUCGUGUUGGACCAUCGUUAUAUAGGCAGUGCAUUGUUGGCUGAAACACUGUUAUGUGGUGCAUGACUGUGUACACGCAAAUACACACACACACAGGCAUCAUAUCCUAUAUAUAUUUGUAGCAGAUAAAAUUCUAAUUUGGAUGCUGUGUAUGUACGUAUUUACUUUAUAUAUACAGUAAAAAAAGUAUGUGCGUAUACAGUAUAUAAAGUGUGUAUGUGUAUGUGUGUAUAUAUACAUACACGCACAAUAUCCAAACUAGUAUUAUACUACAACUUAUAUACUGUAUAUGCAAAAUAUAUAAAGAAUCUAGAUGUGUGUGUACAUAUAUAAAUACAUGUAUAUGAGUGUAUAAACAUGCACAUCCCUUAAUAUAAAAAGUAUACUUAGUGUAAUUGUAUCACUUAGCAUAAAAAGUGUGUGUAUAUACCGUAUAAAAAGGGUUUAUAUAAAGUAUAUAUACACAUACACACACAGGAU